UGGCGAUCCUCUGCUUCCUGUGUGUGAGAUCUCUAUCAAAAGUCAUUCCAAAGCCUCUCCUCCCGCAGGACGGGUGUAUCAAGGCUAUAUUCAAAUUGAACAUGGCAGUUAAUCUCAGCAAAAACGGGAGCGCCUUGUCAGCAGCAUAUAAAGAAGUGGUGGAUGAGAAAUCUGCUACCAACUGGGCCUUGUUUACUUAUGAGGGAAACACUAAUGACAUCCGGUUGGCUGGCACAGGAGACGGUGGACUGGAUGAACUGGUGGAAGAGCUAAGCAGUGGGAAAAUUAUGUAUGCUUUCACUCGCGUUGAAGAUCCAAAUUCCGGCCUUCCCAAAUAUGUCCUCAUCAACUGGACUGGAGAAGGUGUGAAAGAUGCAAGGAAAGGACUGUGUGCCAAUCAUGUCAGCUCUAUGGCCAAUUUUCUCCUGGGCGCCCAUGUGACGAUCAACGCCCGCGCAGAGGACGACGUGGAGCCCGAGGCGAUUAUGCAAAAGGUUGCCAAGGCAUCCGGGGCCAACUACAGCUUCCACAAAGAGUCCAACCGCUUCAGGGAUUCCGGCCCUCAGGGCCCCGUGGGCUCGGUGUACCAGAAGACCAAUGCCAUGUCCGAAAUCAAACGGACGAACAAAGAUAAUUUCUGGGCCCAGGCUGAGAAAGACGAGGAGAAGCGUCGUCAGGAGGAGCGGCGCAAGGCGGACGAGGAGCUGCAGCACCUGGACCGGGAGAGGAAGGACCGUGAGGUGAAGGAGGCAGCACAGAGGGACAAGAGGGACAAGGAGAGGGCCUCCCAGAUUGACCAGCAGAAGAAGUACCAGCAGCAACAGGAAGCAGAGAACAGAGACCAUGAAAAACAACAAUGGGAGGAGCAGGAGAAAGAGCACCAGGCAGGCCAGAAGAAAGGCUUCAAGCGAGCUGAAUCUCUGGAAAAGGCCAACGAAGCUGCCUCGGUGAUCUCACAGCGUUCCAUGAACCCCAGAGAGAUGUUCAAGCAGAGAGAGAGGGGCAUGCCCCCCAGCAGCUCUGACACCUCGCCCGCCCCAGACAGCCCCCAGCCUGGGCGUUUGAACAGCCCGUUUCUCUCUAAGCCACCUUGCGAGCCCGAACGGUCCAGCUCACCUCGGCGCCAAGCCUCCCCUGCAGGCUCCGCCUCUCCUGUCCCCGCCACAGAGCCCAGUGUGGAUGAGCAGGCCCCUUGUGAGCUCUCUGAGCAGGAGGUCACACCCCAGGAAGAGUGGCAAGAGCCCAGUGUGGAUGAGCAGGCCCCUUGUGAGCUCGCUGAGCAGGAGGUCACACCCCAGGAAGAGUGGCAAGAGAAGGCGCCAGCAACCAACUUCCAAACCCCUGCUGUGGAGCCAGCUCAGAAACAGCUGUACGAAGAGCCCAUUGAGGUGAAGGAACAGGAAACACCUGAGGUGGCGGCGGAGGAAACCACAGGCCGAGAAGUCACUGCCAGGGCGCUGUACGACUACCAGGCCGCCGAUGACACAGAGAUUUCCUUCGAUCCUGACGACGUCAUCACCGGCAUCGAGAUGAUCGACGAGGGCUGGUGGCGUGGAUACGGCCCCAACGGCCAUUAUGGGAUGUUCCCGGCCAAUUAUGUGGAGCUUAUGUAAGUUUGGGCCAGACCCCUUCAUUCGGUCUGCAUAAUUGCCCCCCCCCAACCACGACUCCCCAAAGAAGACGAAUCCUCCACAGACAGACCACCCCCAGCCACGCAGCAGGACAGAGCUUACCUCGCAGUCAGAAGACCAGAGACACUGUUCCUUCUACAUCAUGGACCAAGGUAUGCAGAAUAACCACAGGGCCUUCCAGCCUGGGUCCCUGUUCCAGAACACAAUUCCAUUCCAUUAUGUUGUUGAUGUCGUGAACAGUUAUGAUGUCAUAGAGGGAUCUGUUAGGAGACACGCAUGUUGGCUGGUCAGCCCCUGAAUUGAAUCUCUUACCUUUUAAUGUGAUGCAGUUAUGUUAGCCUUUUAUUGAUUGGUUCCGCCUAAUAUUCCAUUGUUGUCUUUGAUAGCACUAUAAGUUAACAUUCCUUAAACAGUGAAUUUAGUUUUUAUUUCAGGUAUAAACUAUUGUUAUUUGUAGCAAUUGUCCUGUCGAUUUCAGGAACAUUUAUUUUCAUAGCACAUGGUACCAACUAUGAUGUCUUUGCCUUGUUUUUGCCUUUCGUGCUAGAAAAAUAUUUUUUUUAAUGUGUUGGUUUUUGUAUAAAGAAAUAAGUAUGCUUGAACAAAACAAAAAAAUAGUGUGGAUCAUCUGUGAAUUUGAAAUCAUGUGAAAAAAUAUAUAUACAAUAAUAUGGUUUUGCAGUUGAACUUGAUAUUUGAAAGCCAACAGGGGUCUAUAUUUGCUGUGCUCUGGGUGAAUGAUCUCUAAAGUAAAUGCGUAUUGAAAAAUUAUACCAAUGAGGUUCUCUGUGAUUUCCAUAGUAUUUGUUUGUAUGCAUAACGGUUAUUGGAUGUUGACCACAACAUUUCAGUUGUUCCAAAUUACUAAAUUUCCAGGGACCAGUUCGUUACACAGUGGAAAUAUGUUGUCAUCGUUUUUGUCUCUUUGUGUUGUUAAGUUGUGAUCCACUUCCUGGGUCCAUAAGGCUGGGGUUAACAGCUCUGACUAGAUUGCAAAGAUGCCGGUUGCAAAUGAGGGUUGCCAAAGGGGGGUUAUUGAACCGGGGGGGGGGGGGGGAAGAAUUCUCAGAAAUGUGCUGUUUGUUAUUUUAAUCUGUUUGACAUUGUCAGUGUGAAAUAUCAUUAACCAUUAUGCAAGGCCACUGCUUUUAACAAAUUAAAUCACUGUCAGUGAAGUUGGUAGGACGUCGUCACUUUAAAUGAAAAUAAAGGAAUUUAAGAUUGAUUACAAAGGGUCAUUGUCACUUCAAAAUGCAUGUAUUACUUGUCAUUUUAUUUUUUUCAAAGAGUAUUCUGUAAUGCAAAGACAUUCUUCAUAAUAAAUAUAUGAGUAAGUUGA
Molecule: messenger RNA, 2970 nt
Organism: Hypomesus transpacificus
Lineage: Eukaryota; Metazoa; Chordata; Actinopteri; Osmeriformes; Osmeridae
Product: drebrin-like protein B
Exons: 16
Coding region: 102-1613 (503 amino acids)
Biological process (GO): positive regulation of dendritic spine morphogenesis; neuron projection morphogenesis; postsynaptic actin cytoskeleton organization
Cellular component (GO): postsynaptic density; plasma membrane; postsynaptic membrane
Molecular function (GO): actin filament binding
Source: RefSeq, a predicted model, not a curated record